Molecule: messenger RNA, 1163 nt
Organism: Saccostrea echinata
Lineage: Eukaryota; Metazoa; Mollusca; Bivalvia; Ostreida; Ostreidae
Product: acireductone dioxygenase-like
Exons: 4
Coding region: 92-631 (179 amino acids)
Molecular function (GO): acireductone dioxygenase [iron(II)-requiring] activity
Source: RefSeq, a predicted model, not a curated record
CAUCAAAAGUGUGUCUCGCUAAAAUUGUGUCAUUCCUAGCUGGAAGACUGCACGUGGAAAAACAAGAAGCGAUUCACUGUAAAUUUCAAAGAUGGUUCGAGCAUGGCACAUGAACGAUGUGACUGAAGACCAGAGGAAACCCCAUAUGACGGAUCCCCCACAAUUCGUCACGUUGGAUCAACUGAAGGAUCUGGGAGUUUUGUAUUUUGAGAUCAGCUCAGACCCUGCUAAGGCCGAGGAACAGGUGAAUAAAUUACGUAAGGACCGAGGGUACACAUACCAGGACGAGAUCACGUGUAGCAGGGACAAACUGCCUAACUACGAGGAGAAGUUGAAGAUUUUCUUUGAGGAGCACUUGCACGCAGACGAAGAGAUUCGCUACAUUACAGAGGGCAGUGGUUACUUCGAUGUCCGCGACAAAAAUGACAAAUGGAUCCGGAUUGAAGUGCUUCCAAAUGACCUGAUCAUUCUUCCGGCGGGCAUUUACCAUAGGUUUACUCUUGAUGAAAAGAACUACAUAAAAGCUCAUCGUUACUUUGUCGGGGAACCUGUAUGGACCCCACACAACAGACCAGCGGACGACAUGGAUGUUCGAAAAGAAUACGUUAAAAACCACAUGACGUCAGGAUAAACUGAUACCGCCAUAAAAGCGUCUGAUUCCAGUUUAUUCUAAAUGGACUGUCCUGCUGUAAAUAAUAUGUUAUAUUAGAACUAUUUCCAUGAACGAACUCCUUCAAUAUUACUUUUGUUUAUAAGAGUGCAUACAAUGUACGUUUAUGACAAUAGCACAAUAAUCCCGAUUCAUGUUUAAUAUUUUGACAUCAGUUAGGAAUUUAAAAUUCCUUGGUACAAUAAAAAUCAUAUGUAGUUAUAUAUAACCUUAAGCAUAUAUCUGUAAUUGUGGAAAUAUUUGUUAUAGAUUUUGUUUGAAGAGGAGGGGACCUUUUCGAGAAGAUUUGGAAAAUUUUAUAAUUUCUUAAGUUAUAAAAUUAUUUCUGCAUUUCUAUACAAUUAACCUCCAUAAAAUUUUUAAAACUUGGAGAUAUUAUUUCCCUCAAAUAUAUCCACAUUUACAUAAACAGUCCUAAAAUACAUAAUGCUACCAACAUAACUAACAACUAUCAUUGAAUUUUUCGGGUUUUAAUAAAGUUGAUCUUAUUUGU